Messenger RNA from Volvox carteri f. nagariensis, 4119 nucleotides. RefSeq lists its product as uncharacterized. The transcript has 18 exons. Gene Ontology annotation, molecular function: protein kinase activity; ATP binding. NCBI's taxonomy places the organism in Eukaryota, Viridiplantae, Chlorophyta, Chlorophyceae, Chlamydomonadales, Volvocaceae. The record is from RefSeq and is a predicted model, not a curated record. Gene Ontology annotation, biological process: protein phosphorylation. Bases 1 to 4119 code for a protein of 1372 amino acids.
AUGUGGUCAACACCGCGUUUGAGGCUUAGCUUAUUGGUUUUGUACGUUGCAAACCUCGCGCUUUUACAAGCCGACGGAGCUCAGUUUGGCUUACUGGAAUUGCAGCAGGAGGUGCAAUGCCGCACGGGCCGGGAGCUGGCGCUUGCCUUCGCGAACCCCAAUAUUAGGGAGGCAGUGCUGCUGGAAGACAUAAUAUUGGCUGAAAGCGACUUCGCAGGCCUGAAUUCAUCGCAAGCAAUCAUUGUCCAAAGGAAUCUCACCAUAAGAGGACUGGAGGCCAGCUGGCCGCUAGUGCUGGAUAUGAAUUACCUUCGUGCGAAGCACGCGCAGCGUGAAAGCGAGAAUAAAUAUGCACCACGGAAAUUGUGCCUGGCUCUCCGCUGGCCGCUUAGCUUUCCUAGCAGCUGGUUAAGGCGGAGCGGGAGCAAGAAGCAGCAGAAGCGGAAAACAGGGACAAGCCAUUCCCCUCCCAAUGUUCUCACGCGACGUGAUCCACGAAAAAACUCUCCACUCACACUUUACAACCAUGCUCAACAUCAAGCCAGCUCAAACUCAGGCACACUUACAAAAUACCUCUUUCAUUAUUUUUCACAAUAUGAGGGUGGGGGGAUGUCAGAGAGGACCGGCACAGCCACCGGCACAGCCACCGGCAAACUCGUUGCCCUGGUAGAGGCUUCCCAGGAGACCUCCAUCCUCCUGUUGUUGUUGUUGUUGUGUUCUUGUUGUUGUUGUUGUUGUUGUUGUUGUUGUGCAUUCUUCUGCGUCUUCGAGACGCGCUCGGUCGCACGUGGCUGGACUUGCGGGUGCUGCUGCUGCUGCUACUGCUGCCCGCAAGAGCAGGAGCAGCAGGCCUGGACUACGCAGCCGGGGUUUGACAUCCUUAGUGUCGAGCCUGAUGCCGGCGGCCGUGUUGCCAUAAUCGAGAUAAAGGACUGCUACAUUUUGUACAAGCUCUGCUUCCCGGAAUCAGUUGCCAGGACAGCCUUCAACGUUAGUCGACCAGCUGAGGUGCCCGGAAAGAUGGCCUACAUACUGCCGUACCCAUCACCGUACACUUGUACGAACUACAGCCCUCCCGCUGCGCCCGCGGUCGCGCCGUUGGGGAGUGAGGGGGCUAUACCCCCACUCAACGGCGGUGACAGCAAAGGACCAUUGUCGCGGUACGGCUGCUUCAAGCACGUGAUUCUGUACGUCGAUAUUGCUGUGUACGGCGGCGACAUGAAUGAUGACCUAACCCCGAGUUACGGUUUCAAGUACCCGGUACAUGCGCUGAACACGCAGGCAUUAUGCCUCGAUAUUCUGUCGGACGCGUGCAUCGAAAAGUACGGCUACAUAGGCUGCUUGACGUACACCACGAAUUCACACGUAGCGCAGUCGCCGCCAAUCCGGCAACUGAAGUCCCCGGGACCCGCCACCUUGGCCGGCUCAUCCGCCGCCGCCGCCGCCGGUCGGGCGCCGCAAGAGUCCAGGCAUCGCCUAGCCGCCCUUUUGGGCAGCAUCAUCGGCGGUGCAGGGCUGCUCACCCUAACCGCAGCCGUUGCAGUGUUUGUCGUACGGUUGCGGCGUCGCCGCCGCAAGUACGGCAUUCCAAAGGCCGUUUACCCACCAUCCAGUCCUUCUGUCUAUGCUUCUGGCUUGGAGCGAUCCCCGGCCGAAAGCGCUUCAGGGCGCCCCAAACGAGAAUCACUGUCGGUGGAUGACCUGGGCAGCAAAUUUCCUGAAGGCGCGUACCCUUACCUGGGCCUAGGGCUGUGUGCGGCGAGGGCAGCAGCAGCAGCAGGAGGGCCUCAUGCCGCGGCGGCAGCAAACGUUCAGCAGCGAAAGCAGCAUCCCAAACAUGUGGUAGCAGCCGCUGCUGCUGCUGCGCCUCCAUCAUCGCCAUCGGCAGCGGCGGCAAACCCUGUCCUUGUUACUGAUGUGGAGAAUGGUGAUGCCGACGGUGAACUGGCGGCGACAGCGCUGCCUAGACGGUACGUAGGCGGUGACGGCAGCCAGCGUAGCUUGUGCCUGGGCUCUAUAUCGUCGUUGGGUCACGUGGCGGAGGACGCGGCACUGCUGCCGGUGACCCCGCUGACGCCGCUGCACCCGGGCAUAAACCUCAAUGUACGACUAGGUGACGGCGCCGACGAGCUUCAGUUGUCCAGCGUCACGUUAGGCAAGGGCGCGUUUGGCCGCGUGGUUGCGGGAGUGUACGGCGGCGUGCGGGUUGCUGUAAAGAUCAUUGACCACGGACUGCUGGGGCAAUGGCGGCCCGUGGCGGUCGCAGCGGCAGCAGUAGCCGUACACCAGGCCGGCCAUAAUGGCGGCGGCAGCCCCGGCGACGGCAGCUGCGGCAGCCCCGGCGAUGGCGGCGGCGGCAGCCCCGGCGAUGGCGGCGGCGGCAGCCCCGGCGAUGGCGGCGGCGGCAGCCCCGGAGACGGCGGCCGCGGCAGCCCCGGCGAUGGCGGCGGCGGCAGCCCCGGCGAUGGCGGCGGCGGCAGCCCCGGAGACGGCGGCCGCGGCAGCCCCGGCGAUGGCGGCGGCGGCAGGGUUGUCGCUUCCCUGGACCAAGACCUCCAGGUCGGCAGCGGCGCCGUCGCCGCAGCUGCCACCGCCGCCGCCGCGAUGGGUGCGGUGAAGACUAGUGUUGGUGUGGAUAGACUUGGUUAUGAUGCCAGCGACGUCGACGCUGGCGGCAGGGACUGUAGCACUGCUGCGUCUCCCAUGCCUUCUGCUGCUACUGCUCCACAUGAAGCCUCCGCGGCUGCCCUUCCUCAUGGCAGCGGACAGUCGCCGUCGUCGCCCGUCACUGCUACUGCCAACGACGGCGCCGUCGGCGUCGUUGACGUACAGCAGUGCAUCCCUGCCGUUAUGGCCGCCGCUGUAAGGAGCCCAGCCGAGGUGGCCGAGGCGUCGGUCUUGGUCGCAUCAUGCAGCCUGCUACAGCUUGCACCAAACCUGGAGCUGGCGCUGAAGCAGGAAGUGGAGAUACUGGCAAGGUGUCAACACCCCAAUGUGGUGCGUCUGUUGGCCGCCUGCUUGAGUCCGCCAACAUACUGCCUGGUGAUGGAGCGCAUGGAGACAUCCCUGGAUCGAAUGCUGUACGACAGUGUUUCACGGAAACCUAAACUGCUGCCCCUGGAUGCGGUCCUCACGAUCGCUAUCCAAAUCGCAAAAGGACUCACGUACUUGCAUCCAACCAUCGUACAUCGAGACUUGAAGCCAGGCAAUGUGCUCAUCUCCCGCUCGGAUCCGAACACAGGUCGCCUCACCGUAAAAAUCGCAGACUUUGGGCUAUCCCGACUCCGCGACACAGUCCUCAUCACCCGAAAUCCUGAAGUCGGUACGGCCCAGUACAUCGCUCCGGAGGCCUUUGACGUCUGCAACAACCGAAUCACGGAUCGUGUGGACGUGUAUGCACUGGGCAUCAUAAUCUGGGAAAUGCUGGCGGGCGUGCGGCCCUGGGCUGGCCUCCAUAUCGUCGUGAUCGCCUUGUCCGUGGCCAUAUACCGCAAGCGACCGCCCCUUGAGGCAGUGCCACGGGACCGCUGCCCCCCGAAGCUACGUCUCCUGAUCGAAUCCUGCUGGGAGCAAAUUCCGGAGCGGCGGCCCGCUGCCGCCGAGGUUGCCAAACGGCUGGUGCUUAUUCAACAGCAGUGUGCAGAACUUAGUAUUAUCGAUCAUAGAAUAGAUACGAGGGGCCGUAAGAAGGUCAAGCCCGUGAGUCAACGCGGCAUAGCAGAAUGUAUGACCGGUCCUUACAUAGCCAAACACGCAAAAGGCAACGACUUGAACGCCGAACAAACACCAAAACAGCAAGAUAAGCCUGAAAUGUUUCCUGAUAAAGGCGUUUGGGACGGUGGUGCUGUUGUCGGUAAUGCAUCGGCAAUGGUGUUGCUGCCAGCGGCGACCGAUGACACGGGCGCCAUUACCCCUGCCUUCCAUGGCGGUUGUGAUCAGCAUAAGCGCAAGCUGUCACCCAAUCAGCUCGACAACAACGAAUGCGGCGAGGCGCCCAACCCGAGCGCUCGCAGUGCCAAGCGGGCUCAGACACAGUGCCAGAACUAUCUAUGCAUGUGCAUGAAGAGUGCGCACAUGAACGAAAACGCGCCAACGCAGUGCGUGCCUCUUGGUCUAUGA